Hypoxylon trugodes is the source of this 588-nucleotide messenger RNA. RefSeq names its product guanylate kinase. Lineage: Eukaryota; Fungi; Ascomycota; Sordariomycetes; Xylariales; Hypoxylaceae. Bases 1 to 588 code for a protein of 195 amino acids. Gene Ontology annotation, biological process: purine nucleotide metabolic process. The transcript is spliced from 3 exons. The record is from RefSeq and is a predicted model, not a curated record. Gene Ontology annotation, molecular function: GMP kinase activity. Gene Ontology annotation, cellular component: cytosol.
AUGGCUUCUACCCUCCCCCAAGACCGCCGCCCCGUCGUAAUAUCCGGGCCCUCGGGCGUCGGCAAGGGCACCUUAUUCAAGCGACUCUUCGAUGCGCAUAAGGACUGCUUCGCUCUUUCAGUAUCGCACACGACACGCAAGCCCCGCGCUGGCGAAGCCCAUGGCGUCGACUACUACUACGUAUCGCACGAAGACUUCGAAUCCCUAGUUCAGGCGGACGGCUUUGUCGAACACGCCAAGUUCGGAUCGAACCGCUACGGAACCUCUAAGCAGACUAUCGCGGAUCAGUCCGCAAAAGGCCGUGUUGUUGUGCUGGACAUUGAGAUGGAGGGUGUGAAGCAGAUCAAAAAGAGCGGCAUAGAAGCGCGCUACGUCUUCAUCAAGCCCCCAAGCUUCGGAGAACUCGAACGUCGUCUACGUGGCCGCGGUACCGAAGAUGAAGACUCCAUCAAUAAGCGAUUGGCUCAAGCAAAGCUCGAGCUCGAAUUCGCCAAGACACCCGGUGUCCACGAUAUCAUCAUUGUCAACGACGACGUUGAAAAGGCCUACAAGGAAUUAGAGGACUUCAUCUACAAGCCCCUAGCGUAA